AGAGCAGAGUCCUGACGUCCUCCGAUCGUCAGAGUGCACGCGCGCUGUGAGCCGGACCGUCUCGAGCCGUUUCUCUUCUUCAGACCAACCGUCGCCGCAGCAGUUCAGUGUGUCCGUGGUCAUAUGAGCAGCAGAGAUGAGCAACAGAAGCCGCAGGUCCUGUACGAAGAGCUCCAGCUGUUUGGGACAUAAAGGACGAUAUUCCAAAGGGACUUUUCAGAAGUCUGGAUGGUCAAAAGACGAGGAUGAGAAGCUGCACCGCCUAGUGAAGGAGUCUGGAUCAAACAGCUGGUCUUCAGUUUCUGAACACUUUAAAGGUCAGAGGUCAGAUGGAGAGUGUCAGCGACGGUGGCAGCAGAUCAAGAACCCAGAGCUGGUCAAAGGUCCCUGGACCCCGGAUGAGGAUGAAAGGGUCUUGGGGCUGGUUCAGAAGUACGGCGUGAAGCGCUGGUCGCUCAUCGCCAAGCACCUCCACAGCCGCAACGGGAAGCAGUGCCGCGAGCGCUGGCACAACCACCUGAACCCGACGGUGAACAAGAGCAGCUGGACCCUGGAGGAGGACGCCAUCAUCUGCCAGGCCCACAGGCUGCUGGGAAACCGCUGGGCCGACAUCUCCAAGCUGAUGCCCGGCAGAACAGACAACUCUAUCAAGAACCACUGGAACUCCACCCUGAAGAGGAAGGUGGAGAAGGAGGGAUACCUGCAGGUCCUACACCACCACAACACCUCCUCCAACUCCUCCAGCUGCUCUUCUUCCAGCAGACAAACAUCCAGGCCCUGUGGACCCCCCAGCAUUCAUACUAAGGUCCGCCUCCAGAGCAGG
Messenger RNA from Etheostoma cragini (Arkansas darter), 823 nucleotides. RefSeq names its product myb-related protein A-like. Lineage: Eukaryota; Metazoa; Chordata; Actinopteri; Perciformes; Percidae. Gene Ontology annotation, cellular component: nucleus. Gene Ontology annotation, biological process: regulation of DNA-templated transcription. Gene Ontology annotation, molecular function: DNA-binding transcription factor activity, RNA polymerase II-specific; RNA polymerase II cis-regulatory region sequence-specific DNA binding. The record is from RefSeq and is a predicted model, not a curated record. The transcript is spliced from 7 exons. The annotation marks the transcript as partial.